UUCAUUCAUUCAUUAAAAUAUUUUCUUUUUGUCUUGACUACCUGAAACCAUUCCACUUAUACUAUAUUUAGUGUUUACAGGUCAAUUUUAAAUUUUAUUGAGAAAUUAAGGCUCCAAAGCACCCAAGGCCAUUCAAAAGCACAAAGCAGGUAAAAGUAGAAGAGUGUUUCAACAGGCCAUUGGCAUGCAUUUGUGGACUUAAUACACAAGAGUUUGCAAUUCUGCUGGGGUAUGAAUUUUUAUUGUAAGGCUAGAGUGGGAUGGGAAAUGGGAGGUAGAAAUAACUGUCUAGAUGAUGAAAGCAGGGAAACCACAUCUCCACUCAGCUUUGCAGUUCUCUUCACAGUUGUUUAUGUAUCACCUAUCUCAUCAGUUGACAAAAAGUUUCUUUAAAAGUUCAUGAAAUGAAAGAUAAGCUUCAAACUGAAAUAGUGAGUGAAUUUAAGUGUGUAAGGCUAUACACAAGAAACAGGGGCUCUCAAUUGAAAUGUUAUAUGGGAGAAAGCCAGGAGUCUGUUAAGCAUUUCUAUAUUCAGAAAAUUCUAUAAUAUACUACCCAAAAAUGUUAAGAGUCUACUUUUGCAACCCCCAAAAGCAUUACCACUACUGAUGGAAUACCAGAGUGUGUUUAGUAAGAGAGGCCACAUCAGCAACAAACACUGCACACUGUGUCAGAAAACAAGCACAACUUGGUAACACAGAAAGAGCUUCCUAGUUCUUGUCUUCAGAAAAGUUACAUAUAUACAUUUUUUAAAAAGCAAAUGAUGGCAUGUUAUUAAAAAAUAAAACAAUAUAAACACAUGCCAAAUUUCAGAUUCCUAAUCAACUACUGAAAGAGACGAAAAAGUCCUAUCUUCCAAGAAUCAGAGUCCUUGAAAAAAUUGAAUUUGAAAACAUUUUCCGAGAUGGUGCCAAGUGAGAAAGGAAUGGUGAUGAGCAAUUAAUCCUCUUCUCUCUUGUCCAACAGACUGAAAGAGAUCUGUGACGCAAGGGCCCAUGACUUAAUCAAAUAUGCAUCCUAGGUGCCUAGUAAAGUGCCCACCACAAUGCACACAGCUGGUGUUUCAUACACAUUUUGUUGGCUGAAUUAGUUAAGCACAUAUUAAAUGCUUAGUUCUUUGUUGUUGGUCAACAAAAGAUAAAAUUGAGUCCCCCAAAAAUGAAUAUUAAAAAUCGAUUUGGAGAGUCAUAAUCUAUGUGUAAGAAGUGCAUCAAAUUCAGAAAAGUAAAAUACAAAGCCUAGUUUAUAACAAAGUGUUAAGUGUACAUGGUAAGUACAAAAGGAAAAGGUAGAAAAAGGAGAGUUUAUUGUGAGCUUGGCAUUGUUAUGGAAAGCUUCACGAAGAAGGAGGGAUCUGACGUGAGACAUAAAUCAACUGGAAAGCAGCCAAGCCAGGCGUUAUUAUUCAUCAUUCGGUGCUACUGCCUCAAGGCACAAUUGGCACAGAUUGUGGUAUUCCCUCUCCACCAUACCAAACUGGCCUGUGCUUUCCCCACGCGCACUCACUCAGACCACUCCUAUCAAACCCAAUCAAGGCAAAAUAGACACUAAAUCAAUUUCAUUUAUAUGAGUGUCUGCGCGUACACACGCAAGCAAGCGCGCAACUUUGCCUAUUAUUGCCCUUCAUCAAACUCGGAAACAAAACUGGGCGGGCAGAGAACUAGAGGAGUGGCUGGAGUGGGGAAGCGACUAGAACCUAGUUCCUCAAUUAGUUUUCGUAACAGAAAAAUAAAGAUGAGGACACAUCCUUCGGUCUCCAGCGGCAGGCGACACACCGAGACUCCCCUCACCUCCUGACGCCGGGGUUCUCCGGCACUCCCGGCUGACUGCCCUUCGCAAAGAAACCGCCGCUCCUAAGCCUGCCAGCCAGCAGCCGCGCGACACCCCGGCGCCGACCGAGCCCGGGUCCGAGCGACGCCUCCUGCCGGCCGCGGCGGUCUGCUCAGCUCCUGGUCCCGGGCCGCGCCAACUCCGCGCAGCGCAGCUGAGGCGCCGCCCGGCUCUGCAAUUCCGGGUGUUCCCGGGCGUCCCCGCCCCUGCCUUCCCCUCAGCAGGCGUCGGGGCGCCCCUCAACCCCUGUCCAGCCUCCUCCUGACCAACGACUCGCCCCGGCUUCCCUGCAUCCCAGAAGCCACUCGCGGCACCUUUCCCUUUAAUUCUUCUUUACCUCCUCAGCCCACCUCCCAAGGAGGUCCAACGGGUCUUGAGGGCUCGCAAAACUGAGCCGCGAAGCGCGGGGGAAACGCGGCUGACGCUUCCCGCGGCGGCUGGGAGGAAGGCGAAGACUUGUGCGCUUUCAAAGUUAACGUGAAAAUAGCUUCCAAACUUCUGGGCUGCAGCCCGAAACGCGGGGUAGCGGGAAGGCUCCCGCAGCCGCUGUGCCCUCCCCUCGGGUCUGGAAAGGACUCCUCAGCGUCUCAGAGCACCCGGGGUCGGCCCGCGGGAAAGGCCACAUAGACGCACCCCCGCCCUGACGAACUGGGAAGGGGCAGGCGCCGGCGACCCCAACUAAAUCCUCCAGCGUCUCGGUCUGAUGUAUACACCUGCCAGAGGCUCCAAGUGCCUAAUAAGUGUAAACCAAUUCCAUCCUGAUGCUGACAGGAUCCGAGUGAAUUCGGUACAAAGGGCAGUCUCAAAAUCAAUCACCCCGAUCCGCGACAGCCCAGCACACUCCUGGCGAGGGGCCGGGGCCGCGAGGCCGGCGCUCGCAUUCCCCGCUAGCGUCCCUCAGCCCCUCAGUGCCCACCCGGAGCCCUUUACCUGAACAAGAGUCUGAGAGAACGGACGACUGGAGCCGAGUCGAAAGCAGCGUCCGCGCCAGGGGUCAGCGCCGAGGGCGGGAGCCGGCGUCUAGGGAUCACAGAGCGGCGACGCGGCGAGCCGCGCACGGGCCAUUCCGCCGCCGCGAACGCAGAAAGCCUCGACCGCGCUCUGAGUCCAGCCAGCUCGCCUGUCACCUCGAUCUCUGCUUUUAGGGCUUCCGGUCGCCGCCUCCCGACGGCCCCGUCGCGGAGGCGGAGCCUGGGCGGUCGGAGGGGGAUGGGGUGGGCUGAGGAGGCCGGGCGCUCAGUGGGUGCCGGGAAGAAGACCCGCCCCCUGCACGCGCGUGCGCGCUCGUUCGAGGAGAGGUUCGCUGGCUGUGUGGUGGACCUAUGCUCCCGCGAGGGGGCGUGUCCUUUUUCUGGCCGGCAGGGUCCCUGCGGGUCCGCGUCUACACGCGGCUGUGAGGAAGGAAAACGCGUGCUGCGUGGGGCGGGCUCCACCUGCCUGCGGACAGAUAGAGGGUCACUUUGUUCCGAGGAGACUCAGGCACUCGAGGGAGGAUGUGAAACGGAACAACCCGUUUCGGUGCGGUUGGCUUUGUUUACUUGCCUCCUCCCCAGACGCCUCCAGCCCUUGAGGCCGGCGCACCCUGUGAGGAAGCAAAAGGCCGCCUCCGCCGCCGCCGCCACCAGACGAGGUAGCCUGUCCCGCGGGGGACAGGCCGGACGGGCUGCUCACCUGCAGGGGCCGGCUGUUUCGUGGGCCUCAUACGCCACCUUGCAGAAGGGAAACCUAGCUCCGAGGUUUUGACGUUAGAAGCGCAUUUACUUGUGUUUUAAAGCCCACAAACGCCUUAGUGACUAAUUUAUUCUUUCAGCAAAUGUCUGUCAGAGCGCCUAUUACGUGCCAGGCAUGUAGCCUUGACUUCAUUUUUGUCCUCGUGGAGCUUGCAGAGCACCGUGUACUCACCUCUGAAAUACACACCACGUACGGAAUGGCCAUAUUUUCUGGGCUGUAAAAUACUUUGAAUUGUGACUCCAUAUAUUGAAUCGAUUUUCAGUGGUGAGAGAAGAAACAAUACAUUGAGUUCUUAUAAUUCAUAUAUAUGAAAAAAAGUGCUGGUAAUUCCAGACAUGGAAGUCAGUAAAACUAGGAGCUAAGAGGUAAAAAUCAUAGACGUUAUGAUUCUAAGCCUUUGUUAAACUGUUCUAAACCAGACUAGGUAAGCACACCAGCAAAGAAUAGAUUAAGGGUGUUACCUUUCAGCAGCAGCUUAUUUCAGAUUGCAUCAAGGCAGGGCCAUUAAACUACAGUGAGAAUAUAUGGGCGGACUUCAGAGGACAAUAGGUAAAAGAUGAAAAUCUUUACUUUUAAAAUCUUAUUGAGACAAGAUCUUGGUCUGUGUCUACUCGUACAUGGAUUGCCUAGAAGCUAAUAUUUGAGUUUACCAUAUUACUGUUCGCUUUCUGUUUUUCUCGUUGUUCUGUUUCUUUACUGUCCUUUUAAUAGAUUAUUUUUAAUUCCACUCUUUUCCAACAAUUAGGUUAUUUGUUAUACAUUCUUUAUACUUUUAGUAGUAUUUCAGUUGUUUAUUGCUAUGUUCAAACCACCCCCAAGAUACAAUGACUUAAAACAA
This is a messenger RNA of Cebus imitator (Panamanian white-faced capuchin), 4400 nucleotides long. RefSeq lists its product as uncharacterized. The coding region runs from base 3041 to 3574 and encodes 177 amino acids. The transcript has a single exon. The record is from RefSeq and is a predicted model, not a curated record. NCBI's taxonomy places the organism in Eukaryota, Metazoa, Chordata, Mammalia, Primates, Cebidae.